Molecule: messenger RNA, 2076 nt
Organism: Naumovozyma dairenensis CBS 421
Lineage: Eukaryota; Fungi; Ascomycota; Saccharomycetes; Saccharomycetales; Saccharomycetaceae
Exons: 1
Coding region: 1-2076 (691 amino acids)
Biological process (GO): long-chain fatty-acyl-CoA metabolic process; long-chain fatty acid metabolic process
Cellular component (GO): endoplasmic reticulum; lipid droplet; plasma membrane
Molecular function (GO): long-chain fatty acid-CoA ligase activity
Source: RefSeq, a predicted model, not a curated record
AUGCCAAACCAAUACUCAGUAGAAGUGGGUAAACCACUUAACAAACAUGAAACUGCCCCCAGAAGAAAUAAAUUAGUAGCAAAGGCUCCAUUACAGAGACCCGUAGAUAUGACAUGUUCCACUGUGUACGAAUUCGCCCUAGAAUGUUUCCAAAAGGGUGGCAAUCGUAAGGCAAUGGCAUGGAGAGAUAUAGUAGAUAUCCAUGAAGAAACCAAAAAAGUAACAAAGCGUAUUGAUGGGAAAGAUGUUCAAGUGGAUAAGAAUUGGCUAUACUAUGAACUAACACCUUACCAAUACAAUACUUACAAAGAAUUGACCUCUAUUAUGCAUGAUUUAGGGAGAGGUCUAGUUAAGAUGGGAUUGAAACCUAACACGACAGAUAAGUUACAUCUUUUUGCUUCCACUUCUCAUAAAUGGAUGAAGAUGUUUUUAGGUGCUCAAUCUCAAAAUAUCCCUGUGGUCACUGCUUAUGAUACUUUGGGUGAAUCAGGAUUGAUUCAUUCCAUGAUUCAAACGGAUCUAAGGCUAAUUUUUACUGAAAAUUCAUUGUUAUGUAAAUUGAUUAAUCCAAUUCAAAAAGCUACGGAGAUUAAAUUCAUCAUUCAUAGAGAUCCAUUGAAUCCUCAUGAUAAAAUUCAAAAGGGGAAAUUAUAUAAAGAUGCUAAUGAUGCAAUCAUGAAGAUUAAAUCAAUUAGACCAGAUAUUAAGAUUUUCUCCUAUGAAGAAAUUUUACAAAUGGGUAAAGAUUCAAAAGAUGAAAUUAAUCCAAAUUUCCCAAAACCAGAAGAUUUAUCUUGUAUAAUGUAUACUUCAGGUUCUACUGGAGAUCCCAAAGGUGUAGUAUUAAAACAUUCAAACGUCAUCGCAGGUAUUGCUGGUGUCGGUUAUACUGUUUAUAACAAAAUAGGUAUGCAUGAUCGUGUUAUUGCAUUCUUACCAUUGGCUCAUAUCUUUGAACUAGUUUUCGAAUUGGAAACUUUCUAUUGGGGUGGUAUAUUAGGUUACGCUAACGUCAAGACUUUAACUAAUAAUUCAGUAAGGAAUUGUCAUGGUGAUCUAAUAGAAUUUAAACCAACUAUUAUGGUAGGUGUUGCAGCGGUAUGGGAAACUGUUAGAAAGGGUAUCUUAGCUCAAGUUCAAAAAUUACCAACUGUCACACAAAAGAUAUUCUGGAUGGCUUAUCAUGCAAAGGCACAUGGAUACCCAGGGGGGAACUUCUUAGCUAAUAUAAUCUUUAAAAAAGUGAAACAAGCCACUGGUGGUCAUUUAAGACUCAUAUUAAAUGGUGGGUCACCCAUUAGUAGAGACGCACAAGAAUUUUUAACCAACCUUUUAUGUCCAAUGUUAGUCGGAUACGGGUUGACUGAAACUGUAGCAUGUGCCUGUGUGGUUCAACCUGAUCAUUUCGGAUACGGGAUUGCUGGUGAUUUGGCAGGUGCAGUCACUGCUAAAUUGGUUGACGUGGAGGAAUUGGGUUAUUAUGCUAAAAAUAAUCAAGGUGAAUUAUGGUUAAAGGGUCCAUCCGUCAUGCCAGAAUAUUAUAAGAACCCUGAAGAAACAGAAAAGGCAUUGACUAAAGAUGGUUGGUUUAAAACAGGUGAUAUUGCAGAAUGGACCUCUAAGGGUCAAGUUAGGAUCAUUGAUAGAAAGAAGAAUUUAGUCAAGACUCAAAAUGGUGAAUACAUUGCAUUAGAAAAAUUAGAAGCCGUUUAUAGGUCAAAUCAAUACGUUCAAAAUAUUUGUGUUUAUGCUGAUGAAAAUAAAGUUAAACCUGUGGGGAUUGUGGUUCCAAACUUAGGUCCAUUAGCAGAUUUGGCAGUUAAGAAUGGUGUUAUGAAGAAAGGUGAUAAUAUUGAAUUGUAUAUCCAUAACAAUAAAUUACAAAAUGUACUUUGUCAAGAUAUGUUGAAAACAGGGAAAUCACAAGGUUUAAACGGUAUUGAAUUACUUCAAGGUGUUGUUAUAUUUUCUGAUGAGUGGACUCCGGAGAAUGGAUUUGUAACAUCUGCUCAGAAAUUGAAAAGAAAGGAUAUUUUACAAUCUGUUCAAAGUGAAGUCGAUAAAGUCUACUCAUAA